CAAACGUUGAGGCGCGAGAUUGGAACAAAACAGUAACGAGGACGAAUUUCUCAACAGAAGACGGCCAAUUAGGUUUAAUACGUGUAAGUCAUCGCAAAUGGAAACUUAAAACACUACUUUGCUAUUUUAUGAGAUCCGUCCUCCAGUCUCCAUAAUGAAGACCUCUAAACCAGCCCCCAAGACCUCUGUUCAAGAGGAGUGUGGUGUUUGGCUUGACACUGUGCAACUUAAAGGGAAAGCUAAACAGAAACGCCUCGCCCGUCCCAUUUCUAAACUGUUGAAUCCCUUCUCUGGAGGUGGAGGAUAUAAUGUGGCGGUGGCACUCAACUUCACUCAAACUAAAGUUGAAAUGCCAAAGACCAAACAGAGCUCGAUUUCAACUUUCUUCACAGCUCAGCGCAGAGUACUCAACAAGCUGACUACGUCUGAAGUGCCAAAGGUGGAUGACUUGGGUGAAGAAAGGGUUAACACUGGAUCCAUCUCUGCCUUGACUGUACCCACACCUGUGACAGCAAGAAAAAAACGGAUACGUGAAAUACACCAUAACUCUCAGCCUGACGUGGACCACGAAUGGAAUUAUGAAACUGUGACCGAGCCUGAGACAAAAGUGUGCCAGAAGCAAGAGGCAAGCUGUAUACCUUUUCCAAACGUGCACUGUGAUUUUAAAGAGCAGGCUGAGGAGAUCAAUCUACCGCAGAGUAAGAGGAGGCUUAUUUCAACAACCUCAUUGUCAGAGGACAGUCAAUGUCCUCCACAGGCAUGGAGUCAGGACCCGUUGCUUACAUAUAGCCAGUAUACUGAAGAUGAACUGGACCUUACUUACCAGGAAAACAAAGUGACCAAGAACUUCAUUGACUCUGAGCCAAGUUUCUUUGGCAGUCUACAAAGUGAGGAGGCUUUCGAUGCGCUCAUGGAAGGCAGAACCUCAACUCAAAAAGCUUUCAAACACUUGAAUUCUUCUCAGAGGGAUGUUGAGAAAGAAAACAGUAGGUUUUUGUCUUCAAAAUCCCCAAAUAAACAUUCAACUCUCUGUCAUAUACGAUCACUUUCGAGUCUUAAAACGACAGAACCAAAAACGUCUCCUCAGAAAAACAAUCCCCCGUGCCCGUGGAAACAGCCGAACCAACAGGAGACCCCUGACUCGAAGUUUAAGUGGACAAAAAAACCAAGACUCUCUCCUCUGAAAAACCAAGCAGCGCAGCAGUCUCACAGAGCUGUUGAUGAGGACAGUCUGGCCAUGUUGUUCACCCAGGACUCUGAAGGUCUUAGGGUGAUAGCUCACAGAGGACUGCAACCAAGGAGUCCACUCAAGGACCAGAGUAACAUAAGCUUUGGGGCUGUGAGAAGUAGAGCUUUUAAACCUAUGGAGGAGGAGGUGGAUGAAGAAGAUAUGUUUUUCACUCAAGACUCUCAGGGACAUAUGGUGAUCAAACACUGAAGAAGCAUUUCAAACUCGGUUGCAGGAGUCUUGUGUUAUGUAUAGUCUGGGUGUAAACAGUAAAUCUCGACUUUUAAAUUAUUUUCAAGUAUUUGUUUUUUUCUCAUGAGGCAAGAGUCUCUGUUUCUUAAAUUUUUAUUUUCAUAUUGAUUCCUUAAACCGAUCUGUAAAUAUUUUUUCUUUGACUGACUUAUUCUUAACUUCAGUCUUCUGUAGUUUUGUUUUUUUUUACGAAGGUUUUUAUUCAGUUGUUCUCCCUUUUGGUCCAUGUGUUCUUUUAAGGUAGAAAUGUCUCUUACAAGAACACCAAAAAGCAAGAAUUGAGGGUUUUGAUUUUAUUUAGAAAUGAUACAUAAUACAUCAAAUAGUUUUUGAAUGUAAAUUAAAAGUUUUGAAAUGUA
Messenger RNA from Notolabrus celidotus (New Zealand spotty), 1839 nucleotides. Its product is annotated as aurora kinase A and ninein-interacting protein. The record is from RefSeq and is a predicted model, not a curated record. The transcript has 4 exons. Gene Ontology annotation, cellular component: spindle pole; centrosome. NCBI's taxonomy places the organism in Eukaryota, Metazoa, Chordata, Actinopteri, Labriformes, Labridae. The coding region runs from base 155 to 1438 and encodes 427 amino acids. Gene Ontology annotation, biological process: spindle organization.